Cucurbita moschata (crookneck pumpkin) is the source of this 1922-nucleotide messenger RNA. Its product is annotated as serine/threonine-protein kinase SRK2I-like. The transcript has 9 exons. Gene Ontology annotation, biological process: protein phosphorylation; intracellular signal transduction. The coding region runs from base 417 to 1508 and encodes 363 amino acids. Gene Ontology annotation, cellular component: nucleus. Lineage: Eukaryota; Viridiplantae; Streptophyta; Magnoliopsida; Cucurbitales; Cucurbitaceae. The record is from RefSeq and is a predicted model, not a curated record. Gene Ontology annotation, molecular function: ATP binding; protein serine/threonine kinase activity.
ACACCGACGGAGAAGCAUGAAGCAACUUCACUACCUACAACGACACGAAUCCCACUGCUCCAAAACGCCGUCGUAACAUUCUCCACUCCCCAUUAAACUACUCACCUUCCUCUUCAUCCCCCUUUCUUACGUACGGCCUAAAAUAUCCCCUCUGCACAAAAAAAGAACCCAUUUCUCCCUUCACUGUUCCACAGAUAUUAAUCCCUCGCCGGUCAACUCCCUUUCUCUCCGAUUCCUCAAUCUCCAAACUCCACUCACAACCCCUUCAUACUUCAUCGGAGAAUUCAUCCCACCGGUGGACCUCCGGUACCAGCUGCGGCGAUCCCACAAUCCGAUCCACUCAACCCUUUCUUCUAUUUCGGCAGAAUCCUUCCAUUUCUCUUUAUGUGAUCGGACUGCAUCGGAAACUCUCAAGGAUGGAUCGGUCGACGAUUACUGUGGGGCCGGCCAUGGAUAUGCCGAUUAUGCACGACAGUGACCGCUACGAUUUUGUUCGGGAUAUCGGCUCCGGGAACUUUGGGGUCGCCAGGCUGAUGAGGGAUAAGCAUACCAAAGAGCUCGUCGCUGUCAAGUAUAUCGAGCGAGGCGAUAAGAUAGAUGAAAAUGUUCAGCGAGAAAUCAUCAAUCACAGGUCACUGAGGCACCCUAACAUAGUCAGGUUCAAAGAGGUCAUCUUGACCACUACCCAUCUUGCAAUUAUAAUGGAAUAUGCAUCCGGAGGAGAGCUCUUUGAGCGUAUAAGCAAUGCAGGACGCUUUAGUGAGGAUGAGGCUCGCUUCUUCUUUCAACAACUUAUAUCCGGAGUCAGCUACUGCCAUGCAAUGCAAGUGUGUCACCGGGAUUUGAAGUUGGAGAACACUUUACUGGAUGGAAGCCCAGCCCCUCGUUUGAAAAUAUGCGACUUUGGCUACUCAAAGUCAUCUGUGCUCCAUUCACAACCAAAGUCAACUGUGGGAACACCUGCAUACAUUGCUCCAGAAGUGCUCUUAAGGCAAGAAUAUGAUGGAAAGAUUGCAGAUGUAUGGUCAUGUGGAGUGACCCUUUACGUAAUGCUUGUUGGAGCCUAUCCUUUCGAGGAUCCUGAUGAACCAAAGGAUUUCCGAAAGACCAUACAACGAAUCCUAGGUGUCCAGUAUUCGAUUCCCGAUUGUGUUCAAAUAUCUACUGAGUGUCGCCAUCUGAUAUCAAGGAUUUUUGAGGCAGAUCCUGCAACGAGAAUCACUAUUCCUGAGAUUAAGAACCAUUCCUGGUUUUUGAAGAAUCUCCCAUCGGACUUGAUGGAUGAAAACACAAUGGGAAAUCAAUUUGAAGAGCCUGAUCAACCGAUGCAGAGCCUCGAUACAAUAAUGCAGAUAAUUGCUGAAGCCACAAUACCGGCAGUUGGUUCACAUGGCCUUAUGUGCAUGACAGAUGACCUUGAAAUGGAUUACGACGACGACAUGGACGAUCUGGAUGAUGAAUCUGAGCUCGAUAUAGAAAGCAGCGGUGAAAUAGUGUAUGCACUUUGACAAUUGAUAUCAAAGUGCAGAAAUGAAAAAUUAUGGGACUUUUCUUUUGGGACUGGUUCUGACUUUGAAAGAAUUUGUUAAGAGGAAGACUACAUUAGCUAGCUUGUUCUCAUCAGUUUGUAGAUUAUAUUUACAAGUACUCCAGGUUUGCCUCCUCCUUUGGAUUAUGCCACGUCAAUAAAACGCAGCUAUUAAUCCGCGUUGUUGGAAAAGAUUUAAAGGCUGAGUUAUGAAGAAGACAGGUUGGGAUGAAAGUAGAAUGCUGUUAAAAGGUCAGCCAGUUGAACUUGGUGUUGCUAUUGCUUUUGACAAUGCCUUUGUAUUUGUUUGUGGUUGUUAUUUGGCAUGAAUUUAUGUACAAAAGUUAUGGAGUUUCUGUGUUAUGAUUUAUCCCUUUCAGGCGUUGCUUCUUAA